AUGUCGCCCCCAAUGUCCCCGUCCUCUUCAUUCUCUUCCUCUGCGUCCUGGACGGAAGGAUCCAGCGAGUCGUCCAUCUCUUCCGAUUUUCCGCCUUCGCCCGACAUGCAGGGUACACCGAGCAAAAAGAAAUCCAGUACUGGGAUCACGCAACACGAGCAAACACUCCAAUCAAGCCAAGUGAAUAAGGACUCUUGGGCCUCUGAAAUCGACGGCAAGAUCAGUCUCUUCGACAGGACUCUCCCAGAAUUCUUCCAACACUACGUCCCCUGCGAAUCGCCUUUCCCCGGGGACCGUCCAUGGCGUGAAGCAUCUGACGUAUUUGGAGACGUCCCUGUUGAUGGUAAAGAGACUGCGAAAUAUCCGGAAUUGCUAUCAGGACUGAGGAGGCUUGUACGAGAAUUUGAGCCCAAACGCAGACCCCUGUUCGCCGACGGCAGUAGAUGUCCUAUUCGGUUCCCGUUCGAUGCGUGGGAGGACGAGCACAAUUACACUAUGCCGGACAUCCUUAUGUCGUUUCCCGGAGUACGCGCCAAGAAAUGGGCCGGGUCAUGGCAAGGCAUCUCGAUGGUGUUCGAGAUCAAACGUACAAGCGGCGAAGAUCCAAUUGGCAAGUAUGCCGUGAAACCUGGCAAACAGGAGACGGGCGUACUCACGCAGCUCGCGAAGAGCGCGCGGAAUCUCCUGUUGACACACGGGAUGCUCUUUAUGUACAUCGUCGGCAUCUACGGCGACAUUGCUCGGAUCUACCGCGUCGACCAUGCGGCCUGCGUCGUUUCACGAUCAUUCGACAUCAAGAAGAGGCCAUGGCCUCUCCACGAACUGCUCUGGCGUUUCUGUCACUACCAAGCGCCGCAGGGAGGCGUACCAGGCGCACCCCUCACCAAUAUGCUUCUCGGCGCUGAUCCGUCGGUUCAGCAAGCUACCGAACGCGAUGUCAAGCUUGCUGAAAAUCAGGGCGUGACGACGGACGAGCAAGCGUACCUGAUUUAUCGCAUCCGCUCUCUUAAUCCGCGACUCUUCUCGCGCGCGACCAUCGUGUGGGAUGCGCUUGAAGAGGGGACGUGGGAGCGCUGCGCAAUCAAGGAUGCGUGGAGACAACUUGCGCGCGAUCGCGAGGACGUAUUGUACGAUCAAAUCCGUGGAGCGUUUCGAGACCGACCGUGGCGCGAGUUGCUCGAAGACUACCUCUUCAUGCAUAGUAACGAUGGACCUGAAGGGAAGCCAUCAAUUCCGACCGGACCCUUCCAGGUAGAUGAACAUGGCUGUGUUAUGCUCCCGCCAGAGAUAGAAGAGAUGCUGGUCGACGCAGAGCUGGAUCCCAUGGUCGCGGAGCUAUAUGGCCUCCCGGAGACGUCGUAUAGCGAUGAUCUUGGAGCACGCGAGGCAGACAAGGCCCUGCACCCGGACUCGGGCGUUGCUGGUGCCCGUGACGGCCUCAUAUCUACCGCAAACAAUCCUGACCGGCCACCCGUGUAUGGCCAUCGCACCAUUUGUGGUUCGUUGCGAGGCCCACAGAGGGCGGUAUACGAUGAACGGGGCCACAUGCGGCUGGUAAUGAAGACGGUUGGCCGGCCUUUGUCCGCUUUCAAAUCGACGAAGGAGCUUGUUCAUGCUCUCCGGGAUGCUAUCAUUGGACAUAGGCAAGCAUAUCAAGCUGGUGUCAUUCAUCGAGACGUCAGCGAGGGCAACGUGAUGAUUUGCGAUACGCGGAUGGCCUUCUUCGUUGGCUUCCUCCUCGAUUUCGACUACGGCUUUGACUGGAAGGCUGCGCUCAUGCAUGCGGGGUUCCCGGUCAACGAGGCAAACUGGAAGAUGUUCGUUGAGAAGUACAACGAAAGUCUGACUCACCCUGUGCGACCUGGACCGCCUGAAAAGAUCAUUCCUUUCUUGGGCCCCCAUACUACAGACGGUUCACCGCACACCAAGGCCGCUCGGGAGCAGUGGGAAGCGAGGAUGAAGAUGAAGGAAAGAACGGGCACACUUUUUUUCAUGGCCGUCGAAAUCCUGGAAACCUAUCUUGCGCACGAUGUUCGCCACGAUCUGGAGUCGUUCUUCUGGCUCUUGUUAUGGAUUGUUUUGCGACACACAAACCAUACGAGCUAUCCAACCUAUUACUCUGUUUACCUCAAAGUUUUCGCUGCGCAAGACGGAGCAGAUAGCGCGGCAAGGAAGAGACAGUUCCUCCAGACCCGGAUGGCAUUCGAGGUAAAGGAUAACAAACCGCUGAUGAAUCUCAUCCGCGACUUCAAGCGGUUGUGCCGACACAGCAUCCCGUUGGCGGGCGAUGAUCCGUCAACGUCAACGACGGUUCCUCUCACCUACGAAAGCGUGUUGGCCGUGUUUGACACGGCGCUUGCGGAUCCGUCUUGGCCGACGAAUGACGCUGCGCUACCGUUCAAACUUCCACGCAAUGUCAACGGUUCGCAGCCGGGUCAAGACGACUCUGAAGGAUCGCAGGACAAGAAACGCGCGAGGGACGCUGAUGACAUGGAGCACAUUGAGGAAGAAGAGGACGACGACGAUCCAUUCAAAAUGCAUCAACGUGCUCCCAAGAGGCCACAGAUCGCUUGCCCGGGCCUCAGUUCUCUGCGAUUCGAGCUCGGGGAAGCUGGACCGAGUCAUUAG
Messenger RNA from Fomitopsis serialis, 2628 nucleotides. RefSeq lists its product as uncharacterized. The transcript is spliced from 5 exons. Gene Ontology annotation, molecular function: protein kinase activity. Gene Ontology annotation, biological process: protein phosphorylation. NCBI's taxonomy places the organism in Eukaryota, Fungi, Basidiomycota, Agaricomycetes, Polyporales, Fomitopsidaceae. The coding region runs from base 1 to 2628 and encodes 875 amino acids. The record is from RefSeq and is a predicted model, not a curated record.